AAUUAAUCAAAUCUUCAGCGGGAAUGGUUAUUUUACACUCUAGAAAAUAUCAAAUGUGGUUUGGUAUACUUUCGAUAUAAUUUAUAGUAUAUUUUCAAACAGAAGGGCCAUGAACAAGGCUUCGUGGAGCUCUAAGUGCUUCGGGGAGCACGAUGUAAAAACCUCUGAUCUAAAGAGUUUAAGAGCAUUUCUAAACAGAGAGAAAAUCCCCUACGGAAGGUUUCCGUGAUACUUCAGUGAUAUCAGUCAGUGGAGCACUUCAAUCAAGAACAGAUUGAUGCCUCAUACACUUCUACUGUUUCCUUUGGAUCAAGAUAACGUUGUAUUAUGUUGAUUUUAAAUUUUACUUUUCUGGCGUUAGUGCUUGUAAAUUCCUAUGUGAACGCCCAGACCUCCAGUUGCCUCCAAUGUUCUUCCGACGAUUCCGGAUGUGACGAAGGCACGGUGGCUCCUACCAACUGCCCUACCCCUAACGAUAGCUGCUACUCACUCACCCUAUCCGGAGGAUUUAUUCUGGAAAGAGGAUGUCUCGGGACACUAUCGGACGAAGAGCAGGCCCGGUGCGUGGAUCCGACCGAUAGAUCCUGCACGGUGUGUUCGGAACCGGGUUACAACAGGGCACGAUGGCCAGCGUGUCACCAGUGUUCCAAGUCCAGCAACAGCAAGUGUGCGUUCCAUCCCAAUCGAAUCGCGUUUUGUCGGAAUUAUAUGGAGGAUGAUCGGUGCUAUGCUCAAGUCGUUGGAGAUGAUGUGAUCCGCGGUUGCCAGUCAGAUCUUCCCGAAAAUGAAGAUCCAUGCAAAAGAAACAAAUAUUGUAUCACUUGCAGUGAUGGGGACGCCUGUAACGGGGCCGAUCAAGAUGUUCUGAAAACCGUAACGAGAUGCGUUCAGUGCAAAGAGGGCGAUUUCCGGUGUAUUGAUGGAACAACGACCAACAGUGAAUGCGAUGAACGGGAAGACAGAUGCUACAUCAAGAUGUGGCGGGAAGGUGAACUGGAUCGAGGUUGUGUUAAAAAGCUCAACCAGGAGGAGCAGCAACGGUGCAACGACGAGUCGGAUAGGUCAUGCUACAGUUGCUCCGGACGACAGUGCAACAAUCAUCGGUGGUUGCGGUGCUUCCAAUUUGGUCAAAUUUUAAUCGAUUUAAAUGUUUUUAGUUGUAUAAGAUCGGGAAUUUCUUCUAUUUUUUCAAAAUCAGAUUGCAUUGGUUCAAUGAUAUUCUUGAUUUAGUUGAGGAUGGGAUUUUUUUAAGUUUUGAAUAAUAAUUCAUGAUCAAAAUUAUUCAAAACAACAUUGAUUAAAUUAACAUGAUAUACUACUCUCACAUCACCAUGUUAUGUAAAGGAUUUGGUAUCCACAAGCACGGCAUAAUAAUUAAUAUAGUACACCAUGUCCACAAGGAUGUGGCCAUCUAUCGACUUGGACCAAAUGAACAUGUGACCUACCUUUUUUAAAAUUCCCUUAAUAGUAUCAUAACAAACAUUACAUAAAUUUCUUAUAUCUUAUGUAGUUAUAUAUAGAAUGUAAAAUCGAUUAUUUGGCCAAAUGAAAACCGUUCAAAUACAAAAAAAAUGAUUUGUCAAACACUAAGUUGGUGUCGCAAACCAUAGGUUAACUGAA
Aedes aegypti (yellow fever mosquito) is the source of this 1620-nucleotide messenger RNA. RefSeq lists its product as uncharacterized. The coding region runs from base 328 to 1230 and encodes 300 amino acids. Lineage: Eukaryota; Metazoa; Arthropoda; Insecta; Diptera; Culicidae. The record is from RefSeq and is a predicted model, not a curated record. The transcript has 4 exons.